Messenger RNA from Penicillium canescens, 1572 nucleotides. Its product is annotated as RCC1 domain-containing protein. NCBI's taxonomy places the organism in Eukaryota, Fungi, Ascomycota, Eurotiomycetes, Eurotiales, Aspergillaceae. Gene Ontology annotation, molecular function: guanyl-nucleotide exchange factor activity. Gene Ontology annotation, cellular component: cytoplasm. The record is from RefSeq and is a predicted model, not a curated record. Bases 1 to 1572 code for a protein of 523 amino acids. The transcript is spliced from 2 exons.
AUGCCUCCUAGAAAGAGCACAUCCGCUGCGCCGAAGAAGCCAGCUGCGAAGGCUUCGACGGAGACCAAGACCACUGGUCGGACCAAAAGGACCGUCACAGAGACCACCAAAACCGUGAAGGAAUCCAAGUCGCGCAAAAUGUCCACUGCUACCACGGAGACGACAAAGGCGACAAAGAAGCGCAAGGCCGAUGACGAUGAGGAGCCCAGUGAAACAAAAAAACCUCGCGUCACACAACCCCGUCAACUGAAGGCGACAAGGGCGACGAAGCCGAAGCCCAAGGUGGUCAUCAAUGAGGCUCCGAAGACCAAGCUGAAUGUGUUUGUCUGCGGUGAAGGCAGCUCUGGAGAGCUUGGUUUGGGUGCGGCAAAGAAUGUCAUCGAUGUCAAGCGUCCCCGUUUGAACAAGCUUCUUGGUGCUGAGGAAGUUGGUGUCGUGCAGGUUGCUGUUGGCGGUAUGCACUGCCUUGCCCUCACUCAUGACAACAAGAUUCUGAGCUGGGGUGUGAACGACCAGGGAGCUUUGGGAAGAAACACCGCGUGGGACGGCGGCUACAAGGACAUGGAUGCCAGCGACUCUGAUUCGGACGACGACGACAGCGGCCUGAACCCUCAUGAGUCCACGCCCACUGCUAUUCCUGCCAGCGCCUUCCCCGAGGGAACUGUUUUUGUGGAAGUCGCCGCUGCUGAUAGCUCGAGUUUUGCCUUGACCGAUGAUGGUCUGGUCUACGGUUGGGGUACCUUCCGAAGCAACGAUGGAAUCCUCGGAUUCGACGCCACUCACCACGUCCAAAUGACUCCCCUCCAUAUCUCGUCUUUGAAGAAGAUCACGCACUUGAGCUGCGGAUCCAACCACGUACUGGCACUUGGCGACCAAGGUCGUGUUUUCUCCUGGGGCUCAGGACAACAGAACCAGCUGGGCCGUCGUAUUGUUGAGCGUAACAGGCUGAACGGUCUGCAGCCUCGCGAGUUCGGGUUGCCCAAGAACAUUGUCCAUAUCGGUAGUGGCUGCUACCACUCAUUCGCAGUUCACACGUCUGGCAAAGUCUUUGCAUGGGGGCUUAACAGCUUUGGCGCAACGGCUAUCCGCGAAGGUGCUGGUGAUUCCGAGGCUGCCAUCGUGCAUCCUACUCUCGUUGAAUCGCUUUCGGGAAGAAAUGUCACUCAAAUUUGCGGUGGCUCUCAUCACUCACUUGCCAGAACAGCUGAUGGCGAGUGCUUGGUAUGGGGUCGUUUGGACGGCUUCCAAAGCGGCAUGAAGGUCGACACGCUUUCCAGCGAGUCUACUAUCAAGGAUGAGCGAGGUCACCCUCGCAUUCUGAUUGAGCCCACCCCCAUCCCCGGAAUCAAAGCUAAGACGGUUGCUGCGAACUCGGACCACUCACUUGCCAUCGAUGCCGAAGGCCGUGCCUGGUCGUGGGGAUUCUCCGCGACCUAUGCCACCGGCCAAGGUACUCAAGAUGACAUUGAGGUGGCCACAAUUAUUGACAACACUGCUGUUCGGGGCAAGCAGCUGAACUGGGCGGGUGCCGGUGGCCAGUUUUCCGUAUUCACAGAAGCCGUUAGUGCGUGA